Molecule: messenger RNA, 1175 nt
Organism: Anneissia japonica
Lineage: Eukaryota; Metazoa; Echinodermata; Crinoidea; Comatulida; Comatulidae
Exons: 6
Coding region: 273-575 (100 amino acids)
Source: RefSeq, a predicted model, not a curated record
UGGAUACAGCCUUUUUUGCACCGUGCGUAUGCCUGACGCAAUCGAAAAGGCUCCGCGAUUUUUGACCGACCAAUCAGUAUCGCAGAAAGAAGUAGGGAUAGCCUGUAGCGAUUUUAUGAAAACCUGACAUAAGCUUGCCGAGAUUCAGCAAUAUCUGAAGAUAGGCCUAUAAGGAAGAUCUCAAACAAGCGAAUUAGCUCUGAUUACAGCAGACUACAGAAAAUUCAUACCUGGAAACUUGUAGGAGUACAAUAGGCCUAUAAGUAGUAGCAAUGGGGAAAGCAUUUGUGUGUCUUCUGAUCGGUGCACUGGCUCUAGGAGUCGUUUUACCACUUGAGAGAGCAUUGGUAAAUGCUAAAGAAUGCCAAGAUCACCGAGACGAUUGUAAAACUUUCAAGGGUUGCGAUGACCCGAAGUCCGCCUUGGCUGCGACAGGGUGCUUAAAGACGUGUGGGUUUUGUGGGUCUACGAAAUGCCAAGAUUACCGAGACGAUUGUCAGAGUUUCCAGGGUUGCAAUGAUCCGAAGUCCGCCUUGGCUGCCACAGGGUGUUUAAAGACGUGUGGGUUUUGCUAGUGAUGAAACUAAUAGAGGAAUCGUAAAGACGAAACCAGGACCACCAAUGUCUGUCUUUGAUUUAAUUAUUAAACCAGGCCUAUUGUUUUCCUGGUCUAAUAUUAUAUUUGUUUGCCUUUUAUAACUAUAGGAGCUUACUCGUGUAAAACAUAAUGUACCCUACAUUCGAAUUUUUCAUGGUGUAAUGAUGAGAUGCUUAAAGCCGGACACUCACUGCGUCGUACGACCGUCAGCCGACGAAUCCAACUCCGCCUCCUGUGAGCGUUAGACGACGCGACUCCAUCUAUUGAUUGUCGGUGGUAUCGUCAUAAGAAACGAUCCGUUGCGCGAGCGUCGUCCCGUUGCGUUCUCCAUAGAAUCGCGUCGGACAACGACCGUCGGGCGCAGUCAACGUGUCCGGCUUAAGUGGCGGCAAUUUUGAUUAAAAUGGAUGAUGCAUUUUGGAAAUUAACUUUAACAGUCAGCGAGUUUUGCGUAUGUAGUCCUGUCUGCUAACAUCGAGCGCCAGUGGUUUUUUGACGUCCAAUCUGAAUUACUUUUGCUCCAUUAGUUGUGCCUAUGAAUGGAAAUCGAUAAUAAAUAUGAUAAGCUCCGUCUUUA